Molecule: messenger RNA, 490 nt
Organism: Astrephomene gubernaculifera
Lineage: Eukaryota; Viridiplantae; Chlorophyta; Chlorophyceae; Chlamydomonadales; Astrephomenaceae
Source: the annotation of a GenBank genome assembly
CCCUGGCGGCCGUCUGCCGUACCACCAGUCGUACGGCAGGGCAAGACGUCGCGGCGGCAGCGACGGCGGUAAGGGAGGCGCUUCUGUCUCGAUUGGUACCUGAGCUCCUAGCAUGUAAGGUGCCUCUGGCGACAGCAGCUGCUGCAGCAGCGGCGGCUGGUGCUAGCGGUGGCGGCGGCGGCGGCGCUAGCGGAGGUGGUCUGGCGCAGUCGCUCCCAGCCGCCGCACUGCUUUGUCGUACGGCUGCGGAGCUAGCAGUGGCGGCGGCGGUAUCACAAGCGGUGGAUGACGAGGCGGGACACACGGAGGGUACGGCGGCUGGCAAUUCCCGGGUCGGCAGCGACAGCAGCGGCGGAAGCAGCAGCGACGCGGCUCUUGGUAUCCUUGUGGCGCAGUGUUGCCGGGUGCUAUGCGGGGGAGCAGGAAGCGGUUCCUCCGAGAAAGUGGCGACGGAGGCGAAAGCUGCCGAUGGCGACAGCGGCGGCGGCGG